CCUGCACGAGCGCGCAGGUGUCAGGAUCACCGUCUGAUGGACGGGGAGGGCGUGACGUCAUCAAGGGGACACCAACGAGUUUUGCCAAAGAAAAGCUUGUAGAUCCACACUGGAAGAGGGACACUGGCAGCCGAACAAAUGCAGUGUGUCUCAAAGGAACGCUCUCUCGGCGGUUUCUCCCGGUGACACUAUCGAGGGUAAGAUCUAAUAUUAUUCUCUGAUAACACACGGAAAAUUCCUCACGGCAGCAGCAGCAAACUGACAGACUAAAACCUCCAUCUACCGGACUGCACCAGUGCCAAGAUUCAAUAACAAACUCUGAACUACGAAAACACCACUUUCCCGAUGGAAAACUGUUCGUUUUUCUUUUUUUCAACACAAAUAGAGCAGACCCGUGGAGCAUCUGACAAAGGCAGGCGACGGGGAUGCAUAAGAAGCAUGACACAUAGCUGCGUGAGAAGCAUGGAGGGAACAGGACAGCCUGGAGCCGGAGACGCCUCUCGCAGGCAAUGCCCAAUUGCUCCUCUCUAAGCUAUGGCUUGGCAGACUACAUCCCCAUUCCGAUAUGGCUUUGACCUGGGGCGACAUUACCAGGAUCUGCGUCCUCUUGGCACGGGAGCGUCUGGCCUCGUCCUCUCUGCGGUGGACAGGCGCAGCGGCCUGCGUGUGGCGGUCAAGAAGCUGGUCAUGCGAGAUGCCGUCAGCGUAAAACACGCUCUGAGAGAGGUGAAGAUCACCCGCCGCCUGCAGCAUGAGAACAUCGUCCGGGUGUAUGACUUGUUGGGGCCGUCCGGUCACCCUUUACCGCGUGACCUGACCCAUGUGUCAGCGAUAUACAUUGUGCAAGAGUGUAUGAAAACUGACCUGGCACGGUUACUGGAGCAAGGGCCGUUGCCAGCAGAACACGCCACCCUGCUCUUUUAUCAGCUGCUUCGCGGGCUCAAGUUCAUCCACUCGGCCAACGUGCUGCACCGUGACCUCAAGCCAGCGAACAUCUUUAUCAACACUGAGCAAAUGCUGCUGAAGAUUGGAGACUUCGGUCUGGCUCGCAUUGUCGACCCACAUUACUCACACAAGGGAUAUCUGUCAGAAGGAAUGGUCACUAAAUGGUACCGUUCACCAAGACUGCUGCUGUCUCCAAAUAACUACACUAAAGCAAUUGAUAUGUGGGCCGCAGGCUGCAUUCUGGCUGAGAUGCUCACAGGCCGCAUGCUGUUUGCAGGUGCUCAUGAACUGGAGCAGAUGCAGCUGAUUUUGGACACCGUGCCUGUUAUUAGAGAGGAGGACAGACAGGAACUGCUGAAGGUCAUGCCCUGUUUUGUAGGUCAAGGGUGGGAGGUCAAGAGGUCACUCAGAAAACUAUUGCCAGAGGUGGAGGACAAAGACAUUGAUUUCCUGGAGUGUAUCCUCACCUUUAAUCCCAUGGACCGGCUGACAGCAGAAGCGGCUUUGUCUCAUCUAUACCUGCAGAGAUACUCGUGUCCUCAGGAUGAGCCUGUCUCCUUGCAGCCUUUUCACAUAGAGGACGAGCUGGAGGACAGUCUGGUCACCGAGCACGGUCACGCGCUCAGCUCCCACUGGGACAGGUAUGAUGGGAGUCUGUCAUCAGAUGCUUAUUGGCCGCAGCAGGAGCAGUGCGGCUGCAUGCAGAGCGUCUCUGAACUGGGAGAGGCGGAAGACGACGAAGUUCAAAGAGAUCCACGAGCGAGUUCAGCGGCCCACAUCGAGGAGGCUCAGGUAGACCCUCGCAAAUACUCCCACAGCAGCUCCGCAGAGCGAUUCCUGGAGCAGUCCCACUCGUCUCUGGAGCGUGUCUGCAGCCAGUUCACGGAGCUGGACUGCGGCCGCUCCUGCGAUUACAAAGUGGGCUCUCCGUCCUACCUGGAUAAGAUCGCGUGGCGGGAAGGGAAGCCGCAGCACUACUCUGAACCCAAGCUAAUACUGGACCUGUCUCACUGGAGGCACAACAGCAUGUCUGCUCCAAGAGGGGGCAGUGUGGAGAAGCUUCUCGCCGAGCCUGGAGAUCUGUUCCAGGAGAUCUCGCGCUGGGUGGAGAGCACGCAGUCUGGACUCCACUCGCCCGGUUCUCCUCAAGAAGCUCUCACCUCCCCGUGUUCACCUCCUCAGCCGCUGUCUCCUACAAUGCUGCCUCAUUCUCACAUGCAAAUCCCAGCGGCUUUGCAACUGUCCAGCCCUCACGACAGCAGGAGGAGUCCUAACCCGUUCUUCACCGCUCCUCCGUCUCUGCUGCCCACUUCUCCUUCCUCGCCUCAUCACGGUUCAUCAAAUUACCCGUCUUCCUCCAUACGUUGUGAAAACGAUGAAGAGCCCUCACAGAUGGAUCCUUCCGGGGAAGAACAUUUUGACCUGGACGUGUUUAUCUCUCAGGCUCUGAGGCUGUGUAGUCAGAGUGAGGUACCAGCGGAGAACCCGGACGCUCCCAAAUCGGGCAGCAUUAGUCAUGUUCGCAACGUCUCAGAUCACAGACCCUCCAGAACACAAACUCCAACGCCUGAGAUGGUCAAGGCUCAUGGGUGUCAUAAAGAGCACUGGUAGAGGAGAUCUUUGACUUUUUAAUUAGUUUGCUUUUUAGUGCAACUUAAGGUGGAAUGAAUCAAUGUGAACACCGCGGACCUUUUGAGGGUUUUUUUUUUGGGGGGGGGAGAAUUUUGAUUUAUUACCUGAAGCUAUGAUUCUGUAUUUACCUCUAGAAUGAGGAUAACCUGGCAAAACAACAUCCGAGAUCUCAAAUAGGAUUUGAUUGGAGCCUUGAGGGCACAUGGUGAUGGGAAAUCUUUUUUCUUCCCUUAUGAAACUUUCUCUCUCGAAAAACCAACAAAAACUUCUGUUCUUCCGAAAAACUUUUGCAUUCUCUCAAAUUAGUUUUUGCGAGACAUCUGUGUGCUCUCAUGUUUGAUUGCCCACAUUUCUCUGAACUAUUCCAUUUUAAAUCUUUUAGGUGAAUAAAUUAAAAACUACAAUUUAAAACACAAUUUUGUUAGAGAAAUUUUGCAAGUUUCUUAUGAAAAUGUGCAAGUAUAUUUUUUUCCUCCCAACUAAUU
Molecule: messenger RNA, 3062 nt
Organism: Sinocyclocheilus rhinocerous
Lineage: Eukaryota; Metazoa; Chordata; Actinopteri; Cypriniformes; Cyprinidae
Product: mitogen-activated protein kinase 4-like
Exons: 7
Coding region: 535-2556 (673 amino acids)
Biological process (GO): protein phosphorylation
Molecular function (GO): MAP kinase activity; ATP binding
Source: RefSeq, a predicted model, not a curated record